Messenger RNA from Penaeus chinensis, 950 nucleotides. RefSeq lists its product as uncharacterized. Lineage: Eukaryota; Metazoa; Arthropoda; Malacostraca; Decapoda; Penaeidae. The transcript is spliced from 2 exons. The record is from RefSeq and is a predicted model, not a curated record. The coding region runs from base 109 to 663 and encodes 184 amino acids.
AGUCACUCCUGUGUUCUCGUCGUGUUCAGGCGCUGGAAACUAAGCUGUUAACCAUUGCACUUCGCUAUUAGUUCUUAUAAGAGGCAAUACUUAUACCAAGGUACUGCCAUGAGGGUACUAGUGCCUGUAAUAUUGGCGGCCAUCUGCCUUGAGGCGGCAGCCGAUCCUCUCCCUUGGCGUCGAAGUCAAGAUUCGGUCCCUGGGUAUGAGCAUCGAAGUCACAGCCAUUCUCCUGGCCUCCGAGGUCCUCCUUGGCGUGGGGAAGGAGACCACGGCCGUUUAAAUUACGGUUCUUCUUCUGACCAUGGGCAUCCGAAUCAUGGGCUUCCCGGCCAUGGGCACCUUGGCAGUUCUUCUUCUUCUGCGCCUGUUUAUGGGCAGCGAAAUCACAGUUUCUCCUCCGUGGCACCCGGGUCGGAGUCACAAUUCGUCCCAUGGGCAGUUACAUCCUCCUACCGACAGGAUUCCUUCAGCUACCCCAGCAGGAGUUCCCCAGCACAGUGCCACAGGCCAGGGCAAACUCACUUCUCUCUUGCUGCUGGGAGGAAAAGGCUCAGAUGCCCACGGUUCGCACAGGGUCUUAGGAAAACACAAUCCUCAUGUUUACUUAUUGCCAGACAGACACGGCUAUUCGGGGUCUCACCGCAGACAACAUGGGUUUGACGAACCCUCAUAUCACUCUCCUCACCACGAUUAUCACACUCAUGAACCCCUCAGUCACCACAAGUAUGAUUCACCUCACCAUUACAAACAGGGUCCUUCCCAACACGACAGUCACCACCAUCCCUGGUCUCACUCGAGUCACCACAAUCACGGCCCCCCUUUCAGUCCUUACCAUUUCUGGCGUUCUCUCUUCCACAUCGAGGCCGACUCCCUCCUUCGCAACCUUUUUCACCACAAUCACCACAACCACGGGCACCAUGAUCACCAUACCCACGGGCACCAUGAUC